AUGUCAGACAGAGAAGCAUUAAGUAUAUUCACUAGACAACCUGUCAAUCAAGAUAUGGUCAACUUCUUAGUUGCUACCACUAAUUCAAUAAUUCAAGUUAAACCACAAAUUAAACCAUCAGAAAAGUAUCUUAUAAAUAAUCAAUAUGUUUCACCAAUUGUACCUACUAUAUCAUUAACUGAUUUCAUUAAGAAUUUGAUUCGUUAUUCAAAUGUUCAAACACCAACACUUAUGGCUACUUUAGUAUAUUUAAAUAAGUUAAGAAACUUAUUGCCUGCUAAUGCUGUAGGUAUGGAAACUACUAGACAUCGUAUAUUUUUAUCUGCUUUAAUCAUUGCUGCUAAAUCAUUAAAUGAUAGUUCUCCAUUAAAUAAACAUUGGACUAAAUAUACUGAUGGUUUAUUAUCUCUACAAGAAGUAAACUUGGCUGAGAAGGAAUUGCUUGCUUUAUUAAAUUGGAGUGUUAAUAUUAAAGAACAAGAAUUGAUAAUUGCUUUACAACCAUUCUUAGUUUCAAUUAAGAACCAAUUAAUCAGAAAACAAGAAUUAGAAUCAAUUCAAAAGCUGAAUUAUUAUCGUAUUUCACAAUCCAAAUCCAAUUAUUCAAUCAAAUCUUCAAGAUCUGUUCAAUCCAGUUAUUCUGUUGCUUCCAAUUUAUCAUUAUCUCAUUCAAUAUCAACCAUGUCUAUUGACGACGGUGUUUCUACGCAUGAGAGUAGUGCUGCUACUGCUUCUGGUCAUGAAAUACGAAAGCCAUUGGCCAAUAGAUCUAUUAAUACAUUAAAUGACCCAAUACUGAAAAAGAGCCUCCCUUCAUCAAGAAACUUAUCAAGACUACUUGUUUAA
Messenger RNA from Hemisphaericaspora subhashii, 846 nucleotides. It is a transcript of the gene PCL2, whose product is annotated as cyclin. Bases 1 to 846 code for a protein of 281 amino acids. Gene Ontology annotation, molecular function: cyclin-dependent protein serine/threonine kinase regulator activity; protein kinase binding. Gene Ontology annotation, biological process: regulation of cyclin-dependent protein serine/threonine kinase activity. Gene Ontology annotation, cellular component: cyclin-dependent protein kinase holoenzyme complex; nucleus. The transcript has a single exon. The record is from RefSeq and is a predicted model, not a curated record. NCBI's taxonomy places the organism in Eukaryota, Fungi, Ascomycota, Pichiomycetes, Serinales, Debaryomycetaceae.